UCCGGGAAAAAAAAGAGACCUUUCCGACAAAUCUUACUAAGGGACGAGAGGGGCCUCUUGUCUCUUUGGUAAAUAAAAUCUUUUUUGUCCAUUCGAUCCUGUAUUAUCAAUCUUUUUUUUUUCUUAAGAAGAGGAUUUAGAUAGCUUCUAGUUUUUGCAAAUUUUCCUUUGCUAGAUCGUUUUCGGUGCCGUUUCCGACAUCGUUUGGCCGCGACCGGGAGGAGGAGGAGGAGGAGGUUAGGGACUUGAAAAGAGAUGUCUUCCGAGGGGAAAAAGAAGAAGGUCGCCAUCGCGGCUGUCAGCUCGUUGAUCCUGGUGGUCGCCGCCGUCGCGGUGAUCGCUGGCGUCAGCAAGAGCUCGGGCGGGGCCGAGGCCCCCCAGGGCGAGACCAAGCAGGUCUCCGCCUCCAUGAAGGCCAUCCAGGCCAUGUGCCAGCCGACCGACUACAAGGAGGCGUGCGUCCAGAGCCUUGAGACCGCCGGGCCGAAUGUGACUGACCCUAAGGAGCUCAUCAAGGCCGGGUUCAAUGUCGCCAUGAAGAAGAUCUCCGAGGCGGCCGAGAAGUCGGUCACCUUGAAGAAGCUCGCCAACGACCCUAGGACCUCGCAGGCCCUCCAGAACUGCAAGGAGCUGAUGGAGUACGCCAUCGACGACCUCCAAAGCUCCUUCGACAAGCUUGGAGAGUUCGACGUGAGCAAGCUCGACGAGUUCUUGGCGGACUUGAAGACCUGGCUCGGCGCGGCCAUCACCUACCAAGAGACUUGCUUGGACGGGUUCGAGAAUGCCACCGGCGACGCCGGUGAGACGAUGAGGAAGACCUUGAACGCCACAGCCAUGUUGACCAGCAACGGGCUCGCCAUGGUGUCCGAGUUCUCCACCGUCCUCGCAAACUUGAACCUCAACUUCCUGAACGGCAACCGUCGGCUCCUCCAGGAGGCCGACGUCGAGGUCCUCGGGCACGGCGAGUUCCCCUUGUGGAUGGACCCCGUCAAGCGUAGGCUUCUCCAGGCCAAGGUCGGGUCGGGUCUCAAGCCGGACCUCGUUGUGGCCAAGGACGGAAGCGGCAAGUACAAGACCAUCACCGAGGCAUUGAAGGACAUCCCGUUGAAGAGCAACAACACAUUCGUGCUGUACAUCAAGGAGGGAAUUUACAGGGAGCAGGUGACUUUCGACAAGAAGAUGACUCAUUUGGUGCUCGUCGGAGACGGACCGACCAAGACCAGGAUCGUCUAUAACAGCAACUACGUUGAUGGUGUCAACACCUUCAAAACCGCCACCGUCGCUGUUCUCGGCGAACACUUCUUCGCCAAGGACAUCGGGUUCGAGAACGAUGCCGGCGCGAUCAAGCACCAGGCUGUGGCUCUCAGGGUCCAAUCCGACUUCUCCGUCUUCUACAACUGCCACAUGGACGGAUACCAGGACACCCUCUAUACCCACGCCAACCGCCAGUUCUACCGUGACUGCACCAUCUCCGGCACCAUCGACUUCAUCUUCGGUGACGCCGCAGUCGUCUUCCAGAACUGCAAGAUGCUCGUCCGCAAGCCGUUGGAUAACCAGCAGUGCAUCGUGACCGCCCAAGGCAGGAAGGAGAGGCGCCAGGCCUCAGCCAUCAUCCUCCAGAACUGCACCAUCACCGGCGACGCCUCUUACCUUCCCGUCAAGGCCAAAUUCAGGUCAUUCCUCGGCCGCCCGUGGAAGCAGUACUCUAGGACCAUCAUCAUGCAGUCCUACAUCGACGACAUCAUCCAGCCCGAGGGUUGGCUUCCUUGGAUGGGGGACUUCGGCCUCAGGACCAGCUUCUACACCGAGUUCGGCAACCGCGGACCCGGAUCUAGCACGGCCAGGCGCGUGACAUGGAAGGGCAUCAAGACCAUCACCCCGCAGCACGCCACCGACUUCACCGCCGGAAAAUUCCUGCGCGGCGGCACCUGGAUCCCGAAGUACGGCAUCCCGUUCACCGCCGGAAUGGUGGCCGUCUAAACUAGAAAUUCUCCCUAAUCUUCGUUCCUCAACAACAUAUUCUCGGGGGGUCUCCGGAGUUGUUUCUUUUCUCCUCGGAUGUAUUAAAAGCUCGGAAAUGAUCAAUGAUGUAAUACUUGUUACAGCUUGAUUUGGAGUAAUAUACUUCCGUUUCCGUGCCUCAUGAUGAUGAUCUUCACUCAAAAUUAGCAGCGUUUUCCUUGA
Molecule: messenger RNA, 2184 nt
Organism: Rhodamnia argentea
Lineage: Eukaryota; Viridiplantae; Streptophyta; Magnoliopsida; Myrtales; Myrtaceae
Product: probable pectinesterase/pectinesterase inhibitor 21
Exons: 3
Coding region: 256-1980 (574 amino acids)
Biological process (GO): cell wall modification
Molecular function (GO): pectinesterase activity; pectinesterase inhibitor activity
Source: RefSeq, a predicted model, not a curated record